AUGGGAAAUUUCCUGUGUUUCCUUGUGAAUGAAUUCGCUUUAAUUGAUCGUUCGGCAGAUAGUUAUUUCACGCUGAAGGCAUGGAAUGCUCAGAGAGCUGGUGCUGCAGUUAUACUGGUUGCGGAUUACCGGGUUGAGCCUCUUAUCACCAUGGACACCCCAGAAGAAGCUGAUGCACAGUCCAAAUACGUGCAAACCAUAAGCAUCCAAUCCGCGCUCAUCUGCAAGGAACUUGGGGACCAGAUCAAGAAGGAAUUAGCCAAAGGAGAAAUAGUCAACAUAAAUCUUGAUUGGAGGGAAGCUCUACCACAUCCCGAAGAGCGCGUCGAGUACGAGUUCUGGACCACCAGCAGUGAUGAGUGCGGAUCCAAGUGUGAAAGUCAGCUCAACUUUGUCAGGGAUUUCAAAGGGGCUGCCCAGAUUUUGGAGCAGAAAGGCUACACGCAGUUCACUCCGCAUUAUAUAACUUGGUAUUGCCCCCAGGCUUUUAUCAUGAGGCAACAGUGCAAGUCGCAGUGCAUCAACCAUGGGCGCUAUUGCGCUCCAGAUCCAGAGCAGGACUUCAGCAGGGUAUAUGAUGGCAAAGAUGUUGUUCUGCAGAACCUUCGCCAAGCCUGCUUCUUUAAGUUGGCACAGGAGAUUGGGAAGAUCCUUUUCAGAUAG
Molecule: messenger RNA, 663 nt
Organism: Striga hermonthica
Lineage: Eukaryota; Viridiplantae; Streptophyta; Magnoliopsida; Lamiales; Orobanchaceae
Source: the annotation of a GenBank genome assembly